This is a messenger RNA of Astrephomene gubernaculifera, 850 nucleotides long. NCBI's taxonomy places the organism in Eukaryota, Viridiplantae, Chlorophyta, Chlorophyceae, Chlamydomonadales, Astrephomenaceae. The record is from the annotation of a GenBank genome assembly.
AGCACUCAGAGCUAUGAGCAACCGUAGUCGCUGACCUUGUUACUUUUGUUGCUACCAAAACAAUACAAUGCAGGCCCUCUCUGCUCGUGCUCCCCGCGUGGCGGCCAAGGCCGUGAGCCGCUCGGGCGCCCGCGCUCCUAUGCGCGUCGUCUGCAAGGCGACCACCGCCCGUGAGCAGAUUACCAAGAAGAUUGCCAUGCUCAGCACUCUGCCCAUCACUCUGGCUGCCAGCCCCGCUUUCGCCCUGGUCGAUGAGCGCAUGAACGGCGAUGGCGUUGGCCUGCCGUUCGGUGUGAACGAGCCCGCCCUUGGCUGGGCUCUGGCUGGUGUCUUCGGCGUCAUGUGGGCUGUGUGGUUCAACGGCCAGCGCGAUCUGGGCGACUUCGAGGACAACGACAGCGGCCUGAAGCUCUAAGCAACUGAGCCUUCGCCAUGUCAUCUCUGUGACUCAUUGGGGCACAUUGUGCCCCUGCCGGCCUGGACGGUUCGCGUUGCAUCCAGGAGUUUUGGAGGGAGUGUCGCGUUGUGGGGCACUGGGAGCAGAGCAUCAUCGGUGCAACACAAGGAGGGUGUAUCAAUAGGAAUUGAGGGUAGGGCACGACCGCGAUUGCUUGCGAGAAACUUGCAUGGUCGGGCCAGUUAGCGGAGAAGAACAACUGUUAUUGAAUGUUCGUAGCUUCCCCUAAAACGGUGUAAUGCAUGCCGCUUGGGAAGCAUACCCGCUGCAGCUUUCCCGAUGUGGCGGGUGGUAUGGCCUUGCGUUGACCUACAGCCAGCCCAGGGGGAGCCGUGUGCGGGGAACCUUUUGUGACGUGCGGUGCAAAUACAAAGCCUUUGCACAUAAACCUCG